AUGUCCCGCGCAAAAGCAGUGGUUGGGGCUGCGGUGCUCGCAAGCCCAUUGGCCUUCAUUGCGCCUUCAGGUGCUCCUCAGGCCGCCCCGCGCGCAAUCCCAAGUGCAGCCAGCGCCACCACCACCGCUGGGGCCAAGUUUGACACCGCCGGGGCUGCUCUUGUGGCCACAGCUGGGCUGGCAGCUGCCUGCCGCCGAGGCUCUCGGCAGCAGCGCAGGGCGGAUGAUGCCUACGGAGCUUCGCACACCUCCUUCUACACCGAUGCGGUUGCCAAGGACAAGUAUGACACCUUGGAGGAGGUGCUUGGCGACAAGCUGAAGGAUGAGAAGCUGAAGGGCAUGGUGAAUGAGCUGCUGGAUGCGUGCGUCAAGAUCACAGAGGCCUUGCGCGUGAACCUGGUCACUGUGAACGACGCUUCCAACGCCUUCGGCGAUCGUCAGCUGACGGUGGACGUCAUUGCGGACAAUCUUCUCUGGGACUUGGCCAA
Molecule: messenger RNA, 488 nt
Organism: Symbiodinium pilosum
Lineage: Eukaryota; Dinophyceae; Suessiales; Symbiodiniaceae
Source: the annotation of a GenBank genome assembly